Messenger RNA from Biomphalaria glabrata, 938 nucleotides. RefSeq names its product mediator of RNA polymerase II transcription subunit 7-like. Bases 173 to 835 code for a protein of 220 amino acids. The record is from RefSeq and is a predicted model, not a curated record. Gene Ontology annotation, molecular function: transcription coregulator activity. Gene Ontology annotation, cellular component: mediator complex; core mediator complex. NCBI's taxonomy places the organism in Eukaryota, Metazoa, Mollusca, Gastropoda, Planorbidae. Gene Ontology annotation, biological process: regulation of transcription by RNA polymerase II. The transcript has 6 exons.
AUUGGCUUCAUCAUCGUAAGUUCCUCGUUGUAUUCAUCAGUAUGUCUUGCAGUGGUCCUGUUCUGUUCACGAAAAGAUGCCAACAGAUCGAUGGUACGCUGCUAAGGAGAAACGUGUCCUUUAUACCAUAAGAAGAAGAGUAUCAAACUAGCAUCUUUGUUUAUUCGUGAAAAUGUCCGAGGGACAAGCGACCAGUAGUGCAUUUCCUAUGCCUCCUAUGCAAUAUGUAAUUAACUACUCCGAUGAAAAUAUAAAAAGAGGAAAAGCACCACCCCCGCCACCUCCAAUACAGGAUUCCUAUACCAUGUUUGGAGCUCACUUUACAGCAGAUGAAGCAAUUAUCCGUCCACUGGAAGCGUCUGGUUGCAGAAGAUUGUAUCCUCACAAUUAUGAUCACAAAAGAGAGUUGAAAAAGCUCAACCAUUCUAUUUUAGUCAAUUUCUUAGAUCUUCUAGAUGUUCUUAUCAGGGCACCAGAAUCUCCAAAGAGAGCGGAGAAACUUGAAGAUAUCAACUUACUAUUUAUUAAUAUGCAUCAUUUGAUCAAUGAGUUCAGGCCACAUCAAGCUCGUGAAACUUUAAGAGUGAUGUUGGAGUUACAACGAGCUAAAAGGAUGGAAAUAGCCCAAAAGUUUCAGGAACACUAUGAUAAGGUAAUGGAUCUAAUCCAGUCAGCAAUAAAUGCCAUCCCAGAGGAUGUUACAUUGGAGUCAAAUCUUCUCUCUGAGUCAGAUUCUUUAGGCCAGUCAUCUGACAUCAAAAUGGAUAUGAGUGACCUUGAUGCUUGCGAUAGUCUAGAUAAAAUGAUGUGUAAUAUUGUUGAUGGUAUGACAUAACAAAUAGAACUUUGUAAGGACCAAGCACUAUGGUGGGGAUAUACAUGUACAUAGUGUGUAUAAUAUGUAAAUAAAAUGAAAUUAAAAAUAUAUUUUUCUUUUA